GGACCGCCCCGCGGGGCCUCUUUCGGCGGAGGAGCUUGGAUGGCCUGGGGAAGGGACGGGUGAAGCAGCGGACGGGGGGAAGAGGGCGGCUAUGAAUCUAUUAUUGACAAACUUAAGGCGUUAGUCCUCGGUUUGGGGAGACGAGGUCUUUGGGUUGGACUUCCUAUAUAGCAUGAUCUUCAUCAGGUUUACAUGGAAAGCAGGAAAUUUGAGUUCAGUGCCAUAGGCCUUUCUUCCUAACCUAAAAGUUGCGGCCCGCCUCCUCUUGCUUUGAACUGGGACGCUCGCGUGUUCGCUUAGGAGGAGGGAUCGCAACUUGGUUUGUUAGACAGAGAACUCGGGCUGGGUUGUCCCUGCGACAAUCCACUGGCCCAGUUCCACACGCUGCAUGUUUCAGCUGGACCUUGCUGUAUACCAAGGAUGCAGCUGUUUUACCAGGUUUCUUAGCAGCAGCUCCACCCAUUUUCCAGGCGUUUCGGGUGGGGCAGGAGCAGUCUUUGUAGCCCUUGGUUGGCAGUCUGCAGGGUUGCUAGUGUUUAGCACAAAGCAAAGCAAGAGGAGUAACCGGGCAGUUUCCACAGAGAUAAAUAUGUGAAACCAGAGGCCUGAAGGAUUCAGAACAGGUGAAAAAUUUGGAGGAUCAGUAACAGGUGAUGCUGGGUCAACAUAAGCACAUCCAUUACCAAAAUCAGCCUGUCAGGAUUUCUCACAGGAUAAAGACAUGAAAAUUAUCUUUGACAUCCCAUGAAACAUUAACACUGGUUCACUCAGACUUUCUGUACCAGCAAGUGCCAGCAUGUACAGACCAGGAGAGAAAGUGAAGCGUCGGAUGCGUAUGCAUGGUUCCAGCAUAAGAAGUGUUGAAGUUGCUAGAGGGAGAACUGGAUAUGGGUUUACUCUUUCUGGUCAAGCUCCCUGUGUUCUUAGUUGUGUUUUAAAAGGAAGUCCUGCUGAUUUUGUUGGACUUAAGGCAGGAGAUAAAAUAUUUGCAAUAAAUGAAACUAAUGUGAAAAAAGCAUCCCAUGAAGAUGUGGUAAAAUUAAUAGGGAAGUGUUCUGGAAUUUUACAUAUGGUUAUUGCUGAAAGGCUUGGUCACACAGACUCUUGUUCAAGUGAUGAAGAAGUUGGGUUUUAUGAUGGGAAGGGGUGGCUGAAGCCAAAGCCUGACUCAAAAGGAUUAGGUAUCAACAGAGCAGAGAAGGUUGUGGAGGAAAUGCAGUCUGGUGGAAUUUUCAACAUGAUCUUUGAAAAUUCUAACAUUUGUCCUGAUAAUAUGCAGACCUCAGUAAGAAAGCAAAUUCCAGUUCGUGAAACAGCUGCUGUUAAAUUAGAAAGAGGAACUGAACAUGCAAACAGUAACCCUAAUAUUGUCUAUAAUGAGGAACUGCCAAAAACCUUGAAUGAAAACUCAGUUUUUACGAUGGGAUUGGAAAACCAGGAAUAUUUUGGAUUGGAUGCAAGUAUUUUAAAUGUAGCUAUGGUUGUAGGCUACCUAGGAUCAAUUGAACUUCCUUCUUCAAGUUCAAAUUUGGAAUAUGACAGUUUACAGGCUAUUCGUGGAUGCAUGCGACGUCUUCGCGCAGAACAAAAAAUCCAUUUAUUGGUGGUGAUGAAGAUUAUGCACGACUCUAUUCAACUUUGCAGUGAUAAAACUGGUGUGAUUACAGAGUAUCCUGCAGAGAAGCUAGCUUUUAGUGCUAUAUGCCCUGAUGACCGAAGAUUCUUUGGGCUAGUUACCAUGCAGGCCACUGAUGAUGCAAGUGUAACUCAGGAAGAUGAAGCUGUUUUGAGGACAUCUUGUCAUGUAUUUAUGGUAGAUCCAGAACUGUUUCAUCAUAAAAUUCACCAAGGCAUUGCACGACGUUUUGGAUUCGAAUGUACAGCUGAUCCAGAUACCAAUGGCUGUUUAGAAUUUCCAAUGUCAUGUCUAUCUGUUCUUCAGUUUGUCUCAGUUUUGUACAGGGAUAUGGGGGAAUUAAUUGAGGGAGUGCGGGCCAGAGCAUUUCCUGAUGGAGAUGCAGAUGUUCAUCAGAAUAAUAGUAUGAGUAGUAAUAGUGAUAGUGGUAUUGGAAAUUUCAACCAAGAAGAGAAAAACAAUAGAGUUUUGGUGGUUGAUCUAGGAGCUAACUCAAAUAAACAUGCCCUUAGUAAUAUACAAGACAAUCCAGUAGACAGAGGACAGGCUGUUUCCCAUUGGAAUUUUGGACAUGAACAGGAAGGAAACGCUGCAUUAGAAAUCAUAUUUCAGAAUGAUAAAUCUCAGAAUGUAAGUAAGUUCCCAGCAUCUUCAGCUCAUGUUGAAGUUCCAUUAGUUUCUUCCAAAAGCUCAAUUACAACAUGCAAGAAAAAUUCUGGGGACAUUUCCCAUCAAAGAUGGUUGCCUGUUCAUGUGUUAAAAGAUUGGCAACAUGGAUGUGUCAGUGACCAGGAGUCGUACACAGAUUCUACAGAUGGCUGGUCAAGUGUUAACUGUGGAACCCUUCCUCCUCCAAUGAGUAAGAUUCCUGCUGACAGAUACAGAGUUAAUGGCAGCUUUGGUCAGCCUCCUCUAAUGUCUCAAAAGAAUGAAUUAUCUAAAAAAGGGUUUCAAAAGCAAAACACGUUUGACUGUCAAUACAGUGUCAGAAAGGGCAAAGAAGAUAAAAAGUUUGGACCUACUUCUGGAUUAGUACAACUUUCCCAGCAGUCCGCUACUCGAAGAUUAUCAGGACGGUUGAAGAGAUUCAGCAUUACUCGUUCACUUGACGAUCUUGAGUCUGUGGCUGUGUCUGAUGGAGAGCUAAAUAACACUGAUUUGAAAGACUGUGUCAGUGAUAACAGCCUUAGCAGCAAUGCUAGUCUACCAAGUGUCCAAAGUUGCCGAAGACGUCGUGAAAGAAGAGUUGCAAGUUGGGCAGUUUCAUUUGAAAGGCUUCUUCAGGAUCCAGUUGGUAUUAGAUACUUCUCUGAGUUUUUACGGAAGGAAUUUAGUGAAGAAAAUAUUUUAUUUUGGCAGGCCUGUGAAUAUUUUAACCAUAUAUCUUCUCAUGACAAACAAGAGCUUUCUUUCAGAGCUCGGGAGAUCUUUAAUAAAUUUUUAUGCAGCAAAGCUACAACCCCUGUUAAUAUUGAUAGUCAGGCACAGCUGGCAGAUGAUGUUCUCAAUGCACCACAUCCAAAUAUGUUCAAAGAUCAACAGCUUCAGAUUUUCAACUUGAUGAAGUUUGACAGCUAUACACGUUUUCUGAAAUCUGCACUUUACCAAGAAUGUAUUUUGGCAGAAGUGGAAGGUCGUCCUAUUCCUGAUCUACAAUAUGUUCCCAGCAGCCCUACUUCUAAGGACAGUUGUGGUUCUGGGUGGUCCAACGUUUCAACAUCAAAAAAGUUGAGUGGAAAAUCCAAGUCUGGGCGAUCCUUAUAUGAAGAUUCCGGGGAUGAAGACUCUGAGAAAAAGAAGAAAGGGACCUUUUUUUCCUGGUCUAGAAGCAAGAGUUUGGGGAGAUCACAGAAGAAAAAGGAGAAUGGAUAUUGUCCCAAAGAUACCAAUGGAUUUUCCUACAGACAUGAAUCUCAAGAAUCAUUGUCAUCAGCUGCAAGCCUAGAAAUAGGAUCUGGACCUGUAAAUGAGAAAGAGAAGUCAUCCAAAUGCUGCCAAGUAAACCUUUCAGAUGGAUCAUCCUAUUCAAUGACAAUUAGAGCUGGAGUUUCAAUCAAAGAGACAUUAUCUGUGUUCUGUGAGAAGCAAGGCAUUAAUAUAGCUGCAGUAGAUCUGUUUUUAGUUGGGGGGGAUAAGCCGCUUGUAUUGAAUCAGGACAGCAGUAUUUUAGAUUCUCAAGCUCUUCGCCUAGAAAAGAGAACGUUAUUUCGGCUGGAUCUCAUUCCUAUCAAUAGAUCUGUUGGCUUAAAGGCUAAACCUACGAAACCAGUAACAGAAGUCCUACGGCCAGUGGUUGCAAAAUAUGGUUUAAAUCUUAAUAAUCUUGUGGCAAGGCUAAAUGGUGAGCAAGAACUAUUAGACCUUGGAGUUCCUAUCUCUAAUCUGGAUGGACAACGGGUUAUUCUAGAUGAAAGAAUACCAAAAAAAGGAAAAGACCAAGGAAAGUGUGCAUUAUUAAAACAAGGUGCAACGUCAACUUCUUAUGCAGGAAAUCAAGCACUUACAGGAGAGGAAAGAAAUCUAGGAAAGUCUAAUUCUAUUAAAAUAAAAGGAGAAAGUGGAAAAAGCUCUAGGGAUGUUCGUCUAGCAAAAAGAGAAGAAUAUAUUGCACAGACUGGGAAAAAAUUGUGUCAGAAAAUUAAUUUGGAUGAAGCAGAGGAAUUUUUUGAACUCAUAUCAAAAGUACAAAGUAACAGAGCUGAUGACCAACGAGGGCUGCUGAGAAAAGAAGAUCUGAUUUUGCCUGAUUUUCUUCACUUGCCUUCCUCUGGGACAGAACCUCCUUGCUCUACACCUGAAGGACCUCCAGGCUACACCAAGAGAAUCACACAUCCUGAUGUCAAUGACAAAUUUACACAGUUAAGUGGCAAAGUAGGCUUCAUGAAAAAUAGUAGUAAAAGCUCAAGUAUGCAAAUUAAUCUUUCAGGAAGUAAACAGAAACUACCAGCAACUUUUAUCAGCCAGAAGACUUGCAGUGUUCCGUUUAGUGCUCCACUGUCUCCAGCUCUGCUUUUGCAGGAAGCCUCCAUAUGGAAAAUGCAAUCGAAAGAACUGCAAGUUGAAAAUAUACAAACUGUUGAGGAUGAAAAUGUUGCAGACUUGACCCUGGUGGCUGAGGGAGACAUUAACAGCCCUAACAGUACGUUACUGCCACCAACGCCACCUUCUUCAGACAAAAGCACUCUUGCAGAAGCCAAGCAUUCACCUCCUGUUUUAUUAACAGAUAAUCAGGAAAAAACUACCUGUGAGAAAUUCAAAUCAGGUGGAAUCCAUAGACAGAAUGCAGUUGUGCAAGUAAGUGGAGGAAACCUUUAUGAACAAAGUUCAAAGCAAACGAAUUCUGACUUGAACCCUGAUGAAGUUAAGAAAAAAACUUUCAGAAAUGAACUCCCUGUGAAUUGCAUAAUAGAUGUUGAUGGAGUUGCAACAGAAGAUGGUCUUGUAUCAUCUUGUAAUGAAUCAGAGGAAAACCUCAGUUUUGAAGGCUAUGUAUCAGAGCUGAAAUCUUGCCAGGGCAGGAUGAGAACAGGAGUUUAUGGGACAUCAGAUCUUCCAUUUCUCAUUGCACUGAAGAGUGAGAAAAAGAAGGAUGAUGAGAAACAAUGCAAAGCAACUUUUGUUUGAAGUAGCUGUGUGCAGGGUUUUCAAGUUUUUUCCUCGCAGGUCAUUACAAGGACUAAUUCACAUGAUGGAGCAAUCCCAUCAAGAUGCUAAGAGAUUUUAACUUUUGCUGCAUAUUGCUUUUGGACUGCAAGUACAAACUACACAACCCACUUUUAUUGGGAGAGUGUGAAAGUUGCUGAAAAUCCAAGAGGAGAGUCAGUCUUCUGAACAAAAUGUCCCUAAAUUCAUUUGUCAAUGCCAUUUUUGCAUGGAUGGCGAUGCAAGCAUAUAUUUUAUACACUAUAUGAAACCUUUCCAAGUACCAGCAGUAGAACAUUUUUAGUAAUACCCCCUUAUAUGACCAUCAGUCAGCCAGAACUGAAGCAUUGUUUCUGGUGCCUAAUACAAACUUAUAACACAGGCUCCCUACCCACAUGCAUACUUCACUGCCAUAUCAUACAUGCAUUCUCUUGAAUCCUGAAAGAGAAGUGUAUGCUUUAACUCUGAAAUUACAUGUCUCAGAGUAUACUGUGACUUACUCUGAAGCUUUUCUACCAUGCCCCACCUUUGCUAUUUUUGUAUAACGUACGUUCCAAACUGGACAAGAGUUCUGCAAAAGUUGCUUACUAUUUUAUAAUAUUGUUGGAAGUCCCAAUGAAGAUAUUAACUGGAUUCACACAACACUACAAGCAACCCUGUGUGGUUACCGUGGUUCAUAAUUUCUGACUAUGAUCUACCUGACAAAUGAUCAAGUAGUUUCUAUGUUCUGUUGUGGUUUCCAUCCUUCUUGCUCAGUUCUCCCACUGUCACCAUGUAUCCCAUCAGGCACUGUACUUGAAAUUCAGUCCAAAGGUGCAUUGCUCCCUGCCUAUGUUGCCCGUCUGUUCCUCAUCGGUCCACACAUACGAGACUGGAUGGCUAGAGUGAUUCCUGCAGUUGCAAUUCUUUCCAGAGGACUCUGUGGUAGUUACAUAUAAGCAUCAUGGAAACUAUGAUCCUGGGUUUAGACAACAUGACAAGUUAUGGUGGUACAAAAAAGCCAUAGCACAAGACAUUGUUUCUUAUCCUAGUUUCUAAAGAAUAAACUUACCAUGGUGAAAUACCAUGCCUGGUCUCAGAGAACACAGCAAACCAACAAUGGUAAAAAAAAAACAAACAAACCACCAAGGCUUGUCAUGUUAUCUGAACUGAGCAUUAUCUCUUGAUGUUUUGAUUUUUAUUCUUUAAUGGUCUAAUGCAGUGGCAGGUGUUUUAUUUUUUAUUUUAUUUUUGUUCUUUUAAAUUGCAAAAUCAUUAAUUCUCUGUAAUGCUUUUAGAUCACAAGCACAUGAAAGCACAUUUAUUAUUACAUUUAUAACCUGCCUUUUUUGCUUACUACAAGGCACAGGAAUCAGAUAGUGUAAGCCAUGCUUUUUGUAAGCCUUCUUCUGAAUAUGAUGAUGCUAAUAAGUACAUUACUUGACCAUCUCCUGAAAGCAUUUGAUUGUAGUUAUAUGAUGCUUUUCUUUAUCAUCUACUUUCAUAGACACCGUCUCUAUAUUAAAAUCAGUUUCAUCUUGUUUUCCUCAGCUUUUCCCUUCUCACUGUUCUGCAGUGGCAGCACAAGAUAACCUGCUGUCCAAGGCAUGAGGAUGCAUAUCACUGCUCCUCCCAUUGCCACAACUCCCAUUCAUGCCCCAUGCUGCAGUUGUGCCCCCAGCUUCACUCUCUAGCUGUGAGGACUGUCUCCAAGCAAGAUAGCAAGCAAGCAGAAAGGCUCUUAGGAGAAUGGGAGAAGCCUGCCCACCCAAUCAUUCUUACUGAGGACCAUUUAGGGCAGGGGUCCUCAAACUUUUUAAACAGGACCAGUUCACUGUCCCUCAGACUGUUGAGGGACUGGACUAUAGUUGGAAAAAAAUAUGAACGAAUUC
Molecule: messenger RNA, 7149 nt
Organism: Varanus komodoensis (Komodo dragon)
Lineage: Eukaryota; Metazoa; Chordata; Lepidosauria; Squamata; Varanidae
Gene: RGS12
Product: regulator of G protein signaling 12
Exons: 19
Coding region: 797-5260 (1487 amino acids)
Biological process (GO): signal transduction
Molecular function (GO): protein binding; GTPase activator activity
Source: RefSeq, a predicted model, not a curated record